This is a messenger RNA of Scleropages formosus (Asian bonytongue), 1763 nucleotides long. Its product is annotated as arsenite methyltransferase. The transcript is spliced from 12 exons. The record is from RefSeq and is a predicted model, not a curated record. Gene Ontology annotation, cellular component: cytosol. Gene Ontology annotation, molecular function: arsenite methyltransferase activity. Bases 249 to 1334 code for a protein of 361 amino acids. NCBI's taxonomy places the organism in Eukaryota, Metazoa, Chordata, Actinopteri, Osteoglossiformes, Osteoglossidae. Gene Ontology annotation, biological process: arsonoacetate metabolic process; toxin metabolic process.
GCCGCCCGUUAGUCAUGUCGCUAAAUGAAAUUCAAUAAAGCCUGUAUUACUGCGCAUCGUGUGUUAGCAAGUAUGGGCAAAAUGGUGAUUUCCUGCAAACUCCCUGCGGCUCACGGCAGCUUCUCGCCGCUGAAACGAUUUGCAUUUAGACUGCAUAAAAUUUAAACGUUAUUUCGAUACGCAAAAGCCAGCUGACUGGGUGAACUUUUUAUUGACAGGCCAACACGGACCAAGCGCGACUUUACGAAAUGGCCUCGGAGGUGCACGAGCGUGUUCAGAAAUAUUACGGCACGCGCCUGCAGUCUUCAGGCGACCUUCAGACUAGCGCAGCCUGCUCGCUCCCUCGCGGGCGCGUAGCCGCGAGCACCCUGGACGCGCUCGCGCUGCUUCACCCCGAAGUGUGCGCCAGGUACUUCGGCUGUGCUUUCGUGGUCCCGGAGAAGCUGCAGGCCUGCAAGGUGCUGGACCUGGGUAGCGGCUCCGGCCGGGACUGCUACUUGCUGAGCCGCUUGGUGGGGCCCAGCGGCUGGGUUGUGGGCCUCGACAUGACCGAGGAGCUGGUGUCCGCGGCGCGCAAAUACAUCCAGUACCACCAGGAGAAGUUCGGUUAUGAGAAGCCCAACACCAUCUUUAUCCAAGGAUACAUGGAGCGCUUGGAUGAAUCUGGGAUCCGGAGUGACUUUUUCGAUGUGGUGGUGUCAAACUGUGUGAUAUGCUUGUGUCCAGACAAGAAGGCUGUUCUUGAAGAGGCAUGCAGGGUUCUGAAGGAUGGGGGUGAAUUUUUCUUCAGUGACAUGUACGCGAGUAAAGUUAUUCCUGAAAACCUGAAAGAAGAUCCAGUUUUAUGGGGAGAGGGGAUGAGUGGCUCCCUCUACUGGCGGGACCUUAUUGCCCUGGCGCAGGAAGUUGGCUUCAGUGUCCCCCGCCUGGUCACCGCCAGUCACAUCAUAGUCCACAGCAGUGAGCUACUCAAGAAGACUGGUGAUAUCACUUAUGCUUCGAGCACUUAUCGAAUGUUCAAAUUGCCCAAGGACAUAGUGAAGGCAGAUGCAGUGGUGACGUACAAAGGAACUGUACCCGAGUGCUCAGACCAGUUGAAUUUUGAUGCCUCUCAUACUUUUAAGACCGAGGUGCCAGUCUUGGUUGAUGGAGAGACGGCUGUCAUCCUCCAGCACUCGCGCUUCACCCUGGACUUCUCCGUCCAGAGCUCUGACACAUCUGCUCCCAGCCAGGACCCAAGCUCCCAGUACUGUCACCUCAACCCCUUCCUGCUGGCAGACAAACUGGGCUUAUCCAUGAAGCAGUGCUCCAAAAGUGGGAAUGAGAGGCUGUGAAGGCUGAACCUGUUAAGUGGCCAGUGGUGGGAACAAAAUGUUUAGCAGUUCUUUUUGUUAAAGAAACAGCAGAAUCCUUUGUAGUUGGGUCUUAUAAAAUACAGCUGCUCAGGGUAUAACCGCUAAUUCUAUCCAUCUUGACACUGGUAGUCAGUGUUCACAUUAUACACCCCCUUAAUUGGUUAAAUGCCUAUAGGUUAAUGACCCUGAUUGGACAUAGAGGUUUUGUUAAUAUACAGAACAGGUGCAGACAUAUGACUGAUCCCCUGUCUUUGUGGUUUAUUAUUUUUAAAAUGGCACACUAGGCUUAAUUUACUAAAUAUAACUGAUCUAUUAAUCAUACACAUACUGAAGUGUUAUAGUUACAGUAUGGUUAAUAUCAGUAUGAACUAAUAGUGUAAUGAUAUUGAUCUUAGUUAUGCCUAGAAA